Cryphonectria parasitica EP155 is the source of this 1395-nucleotide messenger RNA. RefSeq lists its product as uncharacterized. The record is from RefSeq and is a predicted model, not a curated record. The coding region runs from base 1 to 1395 and encodes 464 amino acids. The transcript has 11 exons. NCBI's taxonomy places the organism in Eukaryota, Fungi, Ascomycota, Sordariomycetes, Diaporthales, Cryphonectriaceae.
AUGGCGAUCCCCCUUUUCCUUGUUCUCCUAUGCCCGUCCUCUCUCAACCAUCAUAGAGCCCACCGGACUCUGGAGCACCAGCCAUGUCUCCUCAGUGAGCUCGAGGACCGCCAGUGGUUCAAACAAGGCACGGAUGUUGAGGUCGUGCAAAUAGGGGGUCACAGGACACUUACGACAUACCGAGAUUCCUGUGCGACACGGCGUCGGCCUUACCAUGACUCGCAGGACCUGCAUGGCGACAGCACGCUUUCAUUUGGCGAAGGGCUUCUGGUGUCCAGACCUCUUUCAUUAAAGCUCUUCUUCCUCCCGGCAUGUAAUAAUGAGUCCAGCACAGCAUCGCCCAACUUCAGCACGCCACUGGACAUUCUCAGCAUCGGACAAGAGAGAUUGGGGUUGAAAAUUAGUUCCGCCGCUGUAAAGAACCACGACAAUGAUGAAGACUCGGUCUCGCCCACAGCCUCUCCACGUCGAUCUAAGAGGAUCACACCACCGAGCAGGCAGGGUAAACCUUUGACCUCGGUUGAUGAGCAUGGCAUCAUUAAGAAGCAGUCACAACAAGGCCGAUCCCUCAAGAGUUGGACGUGGGAGGCACGAUACAUCCGUUCAAGCACACAGAUAUUAGCUGAUGCCCAAACAACUGUUUAUUUCCUCGUGAACUUCCCAUCGAAACUCCAAAAACGAAUCACAGACAUCAUACGGAGCAUGGAAGCUCUUGCCAAGAACCCACUGUUCAUGGAUACACUCAUAAUCGACGAGGUCAUCGCCUACUAUAGGGAUGCAAUCAAAUCGCAUAGGAGUCAGCUCCUCGCAUUGAACGAUGACGACUCCAAAGGCACCGAGAUGUCCAUCAAGCUAGAAGAGCUUGCCGCAAACUGGCGCACGAUUCUGCAAGAUGUACACGGCAUCCGAGCUCACAUACACCAGCUUCAAGAUCUAGUCAGAUCCAGAGAGGGUCAAUCCCAAGCACGAGCAUCAUCGGUCUCCGGGCGCAGCAGUUUUAAUCAACACACUCGCCAGAAGAGCAGUGAGGUAUUCGGCCCCCAGGCUGCCGAGAUCCUCGAGUUGCAACAUUCAACCUGCGAGUUCUGGACGCGGUGCGUGACAAUGUACCUCGAACGUACAACGGACCGCGCCAAAAACUCGGUCCAGCGCAACAGCGCCUCCGUGUCUACGCUUGCACUGUCAUUCCUGAGCACCAUCUUCUUUAGUCCCGACGGGCUUUUCCUCGCAAUCACCUACUGGUGGUGGAUCCUGGCAACCCUCAUAGUGCCGUUGACCUUCAUCGUCAUGCAUCUGUGGUUCGAAACGCUCGCUAAGAACACCCGUCUCCUGCGGCGGCGGAAGACGCAGCAGCCGCAGCAGCUUGAAGAUUUGGUGGAGACCGAGAUGGACUAA